Messenger RNA from Cuscuta europaea, 500 nucleotides. NCBI's taxonomy places the organism in Eukaryota, Viridiplantae, Streptophyta, Magnoliopsida, Solanales, Convolvulaceae. The record is from the annotation of a GenBank genome assembly.
GCAACUUCUAUACUGUUUCUGUUUUAAUAGCAACAGUCCUUGUAUCUUCUACUUUCAGUUCCAAUUAAGCAUUUUCGAAAGUUGUGCUUGGUUUUAAGUUGUAGAUGAAGCAUCAUAUUCUAUAUGCCUAUUGCAAUUGUGUUACCAUAGUUCCGUCAUCUUCGGUUUCCAUUACAACUACUUUCAUUCUUACACAGGCUUUGAAAUAUGCUGAAGGAAUAUGUUGGGUGAUGCAUUAUUACUACCAAGGAGUCUGCUCAUGGCAAUGGUUUUAUCCUUACCACUGUGCUCCCUUCGCAUCUGAUUUACAUGGUUUCGAUAACUUCCAUACCACUUUCACACUAGGAGAGCCCUUCAAGCCUUUUGCUCAAUUGAUGGGUGUCCUUCCAGCUGCAAGGUUUUGUACUAAAGUUAAUGUUCUUUAUUUUAAUUUAAAUAUGCAUGAUAAGCUCAUGCUUUUAUUGCUUUUAACUCUGACAUCAUAUGUCGAUUCAUGUUAG